Molecule: messenger RNA, 1124 nt
Organism: Strongylocentrotus purpuratus (purple sea urchin)
Lineage: Eukaryota; Metazoa; Echinodermata; Echinoidea; Camarodonta; Strongylocentrotidae
Product: putative RNA polymerase II transcriptional coactivator
Exons: 3
Coding region: 253-507 (84 amino acids)
Biological process (GO): positive regulation of transcription initiation by RNA polymerase II
Cellular component (GO): nucleus; transcription regulator complex
Molecular function (GO): transcription coactivator activity; DNA binding
Source: RefSeq, a predicted model, not a curated record
GCAUGAGCUAUUCAUAGCUAAUUAGCAUUAAUUAAAAGAACAAUAGACUAAUUAAGAGCUCCUUCCCCCUUAAAGGAGUGCGUUGUGAUUGGUCGUGGGGUGUGGUGCAUUGAGACGUGUAGUGAAGAGACAAAAUAUACACCAGGGUGGUGUUGAGAUAAGGUAUCACAUUCAGCACUGAGCUACAAUUCAUUCUUUGAAAGCAUCUCUAUAGCAUAUACCACACGUAGGUCUAACUCUUUAUAUAUAACCAUGAUGGCCACUCGCUCACCGAAAAAGUCUACCACUACAACAGCCACCAUCCACAACACUGUGUUAAACACGCCUAAGAUCAGGAUGAUACCAGAGAACAACGCCACCAAUGUCUUACAUCGGGCCAGUUUUUCAAUGUCUCCGGUGGAGCAGAAGAAGCUCAAACCAGCAAUCCCUCCUGAACUCUUGGCAAUGAGGGCACAAGGUGACAGAAAAUGCGAAAGUUGGAUUACGGGAUACAAUCGCCGAAAAUGAAUCAAAAACUUUCAAGAUCCUUGCUCACUGCACAUGGACAGCUAUCUCCUUCACCACCACUCACACCAGAAGUCGCGAUUAUCGGAUAUUCUCCAUCGAGACCCCCAGUUGUCCGCCAACUGCGGAGGCAGAAUGCAGUCAUAGAAGGAGUGACUACCCCAAGGGGAACAAGCAGACCUCCAUCUCCAUCAUCCUCCUCGGGUCAGAUGGAAGUAGACGUACCUGAAAAGGUCCUAGAAGUCUCCAGAAACUUAGCAGAAAGCGAGGAGAUGGAGGUGGCUGCGGAGGAAGAGGAGGAGGAAGAGAAAGACGACAGACUAGACACAGAUGUCAGAUUGCAGGAGACGGUGACGAUGGAGGCGAAAGACGGCAUACAUUUUCCUGUAGCACCUGUGCUACACUGUAAUAGCCGUCAAGGCAGUUUCGGGUCUUAUAAACGAGGCGGUGCAUCAGUCGUGCACAGGAUGCAGACUCAACUAUCCUAGCCAGAAAGACCAUGAGGACUGUAUGUGGUUAGAGUGGCCAGACAAGACAGACAAGUAUUUCGAUGAGGCCAUCACUAAGCUCACCGAGGAACGAUACUUUUGCAUCGUUAAAUUGCUUUACUUCGUGAUCGU